AGGUGUCUUCCUCCAGGAGGAAGAACAGGAAACGCCACUUUAAUGCGCCCUCUCACAUCAGAAGAAAAAUAAUGAGUGCUCCUCUCUCAAAAGAUCUUCGCACUAAAUACGGUGUUAGAAGUAUGCCAGUUCGCAAGGAGGAUGAAGUACAGGUCGUCCGCGGUCAUUACAAGGGACAACAGAUUGGCAAAGUAGUUCAGUGCUACCGUAAAAAGUUCGUCCUUCACAUUGAAAGAAUCCAACGUGAAAAAGCUAACGGAGCUACCGUCAACGUUGGCAUCCACCCAAGCAAAGUCGUAAUUGUUAAGUUGAAAUUGGACAAGGACCGUAAAAAGAUUUUAGAUAGAAAGAAGUCUCGCAAGGCGGCUUUGGAGAAGGGAAAGCAUACUGAAGAAAGUAUCAUGGAAACCCAAUAA
Messenger RNA from Dimorphilus gyrociliatus, 416 nucleotides. Lineage: Eukaryota; Metazoa; Annelida; Polychaeta; Dinophilidae. The record is from the annotation of a GenBank genome assembly.